GUCCCUCAGUAGCGGAGCUGGGGGAAAAAUGGCGGACGUAGAUUUUGGGGACAGUGAACUCUUUCAGCAGCUUGAUGACUCCUCACCAACGGUACCGACACACAUUCGCUUCACAGAUGACGGGGAUGAGCCGGAGGACACGAGCCGGCUCCAGGGCAGACUGGAGGAGAGUGAAGACUCCAUCCAGAGACUCACCGAGGAGAAUACAGUUUUAAGGAGGAAGCUGAAUGUCCUCUCACGGCCGAGCGGCAUCACGAUUGAAGAUGUCAACACUGACGGGCCCCUUCUUCAAAUCCUGUAUGCGAACAACGGUAUUUCAAAGCUGUGUCGUCAAGAGAUUGAAGAUUGCGUCUGUAACGUGAUACUGAAGCACCAGAGACCAGGACAUGAUAAGAAACAAUCCCCUGUUUAUGUCAAACCUCAGAGUUCAGCUAUUGCUAUGGAUGAAGAUCCACCAACGUCAUCCUCCAGCAAUGUAAAAACAACAACGGAAGCUUUUAAAGUGGUAGGAAGUGUGUUAUAUUUCGCUUCUUUCAGCGUUGAUAAACUUGGGCAGCCUCUGGUCAAUGAAAGCCCCCAGAUGACAGAUGGAUGGGACAUUCCUACCUAUCACCAGGUUUUCAACCAAGUUGUCGGAACAGAUGGACAGGACAUAGAAAUGAAAGACAAAAGAAACAAGUCCAUGUGUUUCAACUGUGGUUGUAGCGGUCAUCAGCUGAGAGAUUGUCCCAAGCCUAAAGACAUGGCUGCAAUCAAUGAGAGAAGAAAAGAGUUCAAUCAAAACAGCAACCAGUCCAUGCAGAGUAACCAGCGCUACCACGCUGAUGAAGUGGAGGAGCGCUUUGCGAAAUACAAGCCUGGUGUCAUGAGCGAGGAGCUGUUGGAAGCACUGGGAAUUGAUGGCAACACCCUUCCUCCUCUGAUUUAUCGCAUGAGGCAGCUCGGCUACCCUCCAGGCUGGCUCAAAGAGGCAGAGAUGGAAAACUCUGGCUUAGCGCUUUACGAUGCUUCAAAUAAUGGCAAUACAACAGAGAAUAGUAAGCCGGAAAACAACUCGUAUGAUGUUUCCAAACUGAAAGAUUUCCCCGGCUUCAAUGUCCCUGCACCAGACAAAAUGAAAGACGAAUUCAUGCAUUAUGGUUCAAUUCCACUGCAGAGCCACCAUUUGAAGCAAAACUAUGCAGCAUACCUGUCCAACAACUUUCCUAUGCCUGGUGCCACCUGCAACAAGAGGCGCCAUGAAUCCGAUUCAUCUCCACUGCAGAGGAAGAGGAACCGGCCAAGUCCUGAUCAGAACUCCAGCAGAAGCUCAGAUAUGGAUAUUGAAUCAGAUCCAGGAACACCUUAUAACAGUCGCAGAGGUGACUUCCAAUUCCAACCACCGCUGCCCCCUGGAUCUCCUUGCUUCAGUUCACCUCCUCCUUUACCCAUGGGCACUCCUCCAGCUACACCCACUCCCCCUCCUCUCCCGAGAGGUACGCCUCCUCCUACUCCCAACAACGGUUCUCCAGCUCUGCGAGGGCAGAAUUGGGUCGUAGUUGAUGAUACUGUGGACGGGACAGAUGAUGAGUUGACACUGGAGGAACUGGAGGAACAACAGAGGCUGAUUUGGGCAGCUCUAGAAAAUGCUGACACUGCCACAAAUAGUGACUGUGACACACCUACUAUGGGAACACCUAUUCCCAGUUCACCAAGCGUGUCCACGCCUGUGCAUGUAGACACAGAAACUGAGGAAGCUGAAGAAGCAAUGGACACAGGGAAACCUGUAGAAACUGGGCAAAGUAGUAAAAAUCCAAGGGAACCAGAAAAUCAAGAACCUUGCCCUCAAAGCCCUCAUCCAGUCAAAGCUGAAGAAGACAGCCCGCAGAGCCCUCGUCCAGUCAAAUCCCAGGACGACAGCCCUCAGAGUCCUGGUCCAGUCAAAUCCCAGGACGACAGCCCUCAGAGUCCUGGUCCAGUCAAAUCACAGGACGACAGCCCUCAGAGUCCUGGUCUAGUCAAAUCCCUGGAUGACACCCCUCAUAGCCCUUGUCCAGUCAAAUCUCAAGACGACCAUCUUCAGAGCCCCGAACCACUCAAAGUCAAAUACGAAAGCCAUCAGAGUCCUGGUCCUGUAAAGUCCCAGGAUAACAACCCGCAAAGCCCCGAUCCAGAUUUCUCUAACAGGGGUGCUGACGAUGACUCUUCUCUUAAGCAUUCUGAGAAGAUAACAGCUGUUCCUCACCGCAGCAAGUUUGCUGCUGGCAUUGUUCCAUUUGAAGAUACACCAGAAUUCACUGAAGUUGCUGAAGCCACAGGGACAUACCUUAAAAUCAGGGACUUGCUUAAAGGUUCCCCUCGAAGUUUGGCAAAGAAAAACUAAAAAUGCACUGUCUUGAUUUGUUCACAUGGAUAUAUGACUAUUUUUUAACCCAAAAGCCUAUCAAGCAUGUCUUUUUUAGCAGUUUAUUGAUUCGUACCAAGUUGAUUUAAAAUUCAUCUGUAAACAUAAAUGUGGGAGGGGCAGUGGCAGGUGAUGUAACAGCAGAUGUAUGUAGAUUUUGACUUAUUACUCCCUGAUUUUUUUUAAAGUAGUGGUGUAACUGAAGCUGUGGAGUUUAUUGUAAAAUUUGUAAAAUGGAAAUAUCAUGGUCUGUAUUAAUUUUCAUAUUGUUUAAAAGGCUUUUUCUAUUUUCGUCCUACUUGAAUUGUUUUAAAAUCUUCAAGUAAACCUGCUUGCAUCAG
Molecule: messenger RNA, 2724 nt
Organism: Platichthys flesus (European flounder)
Lineage: Eukaryota; Metazoa; Chordata; Actinopteri; Pleuronectiformes; Pleuronectidae
Gene: zcchc8
Product: zinc finger, CCHC domain containing 8
Exons: 14
Coding region: 29-2362 (777 amino acids)
Cellular component (GO): catalytic step 2 spliceosome
Molecular function (GO): zinc ion binding; RNA binding
Source: RefSeq, a predicted model, not a curated record